Aplysia californica (California sea hare) is the source of this 1195-nucleotide messenger RNA. Its product is annotated as NADH dehydrogenase [ubiquinone] 1 beta subcomplex subunit 8, mitochondrial. The record is from RefSeq and is a predicted model, not a curated record. The transcript has 5 exons. Gene Ontology annotation, cellular component: mitochondrion. The coding region runs from base 23 to 598 and encodes 191 amino acids. NCBI's taxonomy places the organism in Eukaryota, Metazoa, Mollusca, Gastropoda, Aplysiida, Aplysiidae.
CCAGUUCUUGUCUCUGAUCAAAAUGGCGACCUUGAGGAAAGCCGUCUUGUUCACUGCAAGACAUUCAAAGCUUUGUAAUUUCGCGUCUUCGAAAAAUUUAUCAACAACUGCUGUUGUAUCAUACUGGAACAAGGACUGGAAACCAGGCCCCAUCCCAAACACGCCAGAGGAGCGAGCAGCAGCUGCCAAGAAAUAUGGUCUGCGACCUGAAGAUUACGAUUUGCUGACCGAGGGUGAAUUAGGAGAUUACCCUAAUCUUCCUCUUGUGGCCAAGAGCUGGAAGAACCCAUGGGAAGACUACGAUAUCCCUGGUGACAAGAGAAAUUUUGGAGAACCGAUCCAUCCAGACAAUGACAUCAUUGGUCAAGAUUUGUGGGAUCCAAAUGCUGAUGGCCGAUUUACAUAUUGGCAGUCCCUGUUUCGUGCUCUGAUGAUCGGAGGGGGAUUCCUAACAGCAUACUUGUUACUCAGGCCCUAUCCAUUCUUUUUGCCAGAGAUGCCGAAGCAAUACCCUUUUAAUGAUUUAUAUUUGGAGCGUGGAGGAGACCCAGAGAAAGAACCCUCCAUCAAGCACUACACAUUCACUCCAAAGUGCUGAGAAUAUUCUGCAGUAGUUAGGCAAGAAGUGUACAAAGGAAUCAUCUUUUCAUUUUAAUGUGAGGCUGACUUUGAAAACUGGAUAUCAAUGUAAUGCUCAAUGAAAUGUAGAGCUCUACUUCAUUUGCAUUAUGCAAGACAGUGAUGUUUACUUAAAAGCUAAGAACUUACUUUCCAUUUGAUUGUUUUUUUACAGUCUAUAGGAGAAGGAGCGUAUGAUUUGAGAUGUGGCUUUGAUUUUAGAUAUCUCCAGGGAGAAAUUUCCUGUCACUUAAUCAGUGAUAUGACUGUAUCAAUUCAUGCAACAAAAGCAGUUCAUAUCUUGUAGCCACAUUUUAGGUGCCUGUGUGAACUGACAUUUUUGCAAGUAAGAGGUCUUCACUUACAUUAGAUUGAAGGGUUGUUUUUUUGUGGGUUUUUAAAACAUAUAUAUAAGUAUUUAAAAUUAUUCAUUUCUUCCUGACUAGACCAUGCUGUAUCUGUCUAUGAGCUUUGAAUGGUAGAGGCAAAUCUGAAGAAAAAGACUGAAAAGUGGUAGGAUUUUGCCUAUUUGUUGUACAUUGUGAUCAUGCAUUGAUUAAAGUAACUAAUAUUUGAA